GGACGGUAUCAAGAAAAGGCAAUGGGAGGCCGAUGUCGCCCUGUAAAAAGAGAUAAAAAGAGAGAGAGGGUGACGGGAGGAGGAAAGCGUGAAAGGGAAGAGAGGGAGACAAGCAGGGGAAGUGGGAAGCAACGGAAAAGUUGUCUUGUAGAGAGAGAGAGAGAGAGAGAGACUCUGCAGUACGACACACAUGACAUUCGACGAGGAAGAGAAAAAAGAAAAAGAAAAGACGAGACCCAGAACCGAGCAGAGCUUGUUUUUCACUGUUCUGUCUCUCUUUCUCUGUCCCCUCACGCCGACUUCCGUGAAAACGCGUCCUUUGUCGGCCCUCCCUUCUCUCUCUCUCUCUCUCUCUCUCUAUCUUCCUCUUGGUCAGAAUGGACCUGCGCCUUUAGCCGCUUGAUUGCAGCUGAGCUCGAGAUCUGCUCAUUCAGCCGAGGAUGGAUAUCGGGAGGUGGGUAGCGGCGGCGCUGGUGCUGGGAGUUGCGGCGGUGGCGUCGGGGAACGUGGUCUUGGAGGUGCAGAACAAGCUUAAACUACCGGACAGGGACAGCUCGCUUCGGGCGAUGAGAUCCCACGAUGUUCGCCGUCACGGCAGGCUCCUUUCCGGCUACGAUCUCCAGCUGGGGGGCAGUGGCAACCCCUCCGAGACCGGGCUAUACUUUGCUAAGAUUUCAAUCGGGACACCUCCAAAGGACUAUUUUGUUCAGGUCGACACUGGAAGCGAUAUUCUGUGGGUAAAUUGUGCCGAUUGUGUGAAGUGUCCUGUCAAAAGUGACCUCGGGAUAGAACUCACCCUGUAUAAUGUGAAGGAAUCCUCGAGUGGGGACAUGGUUACUUGUGAUCAAGAUUUCUGUACUUCGACAUACAACGGCCCCCUUCCCAAUUGCAGGCCCAAUUUGCUCUGCGAGUACAAUGUUGUUUAUGGAGACGGAAGCUCGACUUCUGGAUACUUUGUGAAGGACUCUGUACACCUAGAUCAAGUCACUGGAAACCUCCAAACCUCGUCCGCAAAUGGGACCGUGGUCUUUGGGUGUGGAAGUAAGCAGUCAGGGGAGCUCGGUUCAUCCUCUGAAGCAUUAGAUGGGAUUCUUGGUUUUGGACAGGCAAACUCAUCUAUAAUUUCUCAGCUCGCUUCAUCUGGGAAGGUGAAAAAGAAAUUUGCUCACUGCCUGGAUGGUAAAAAGGGUGGUGGAAUUUUUGCCAUUGGAGAUGUCGUGCAACCAACUGUAAAGACCACUCCGUUGGUACCAAACCAGCCACAUUACAAUGUUAUUAUGAAGGCUGUUGAAGUGGGUGGUGACGUUCUACAACUUCCCACAGAUGUAUUUGAGACUGGAGAACAGAAAGGAACAAUAAUUGACAGCGGCACGACUUUGGCCUACCUCCCAGAAGAAGUUUACAAUCCAAUGCUGAAGAAGAUCCUCGCUCAGCGACCUCAUCUGAGUUUACAUACUGUAGAAGAUCAAUUUACAUGUUUUCAGUAUUCAGGAAGUGUUGAUGAUGGAUUUCCUGAAGUCACAUUUCACUUUGAAGAUUCAGUUACAUUGACAGUUUAUCCUCAUGAGUACUUAUUCCAGAUUCGUGAAGAUGCUUGGUGCUUCGGUUGGAUGAGCAGCGGAGCGCAAUCUAAGGAUGGAAGGGACAUGACCCUUCUCGGAGAUUUGGUACUUUCAAAUAAACUAGUUUUGUAUGAUCUCGAGAAGCAGGCCAUUGGAUGGACAGAGUAUAACUGUUCUUCAAGCAUCAAGGUGAAGGAUGGGAGUACAGGAGCCACAUAUUCUGUGGGUGCGUACGACAUAGGUUCGACUUCCAUCCUCACCAUCGGAAGAAUACUGACGUUCUUGUUACUGCCUGCAAGUAUACUGCACAGUCUCCUAUAGCUAAGACAGACGGGUUUAACAGACAUUCAUACUUAUUCACAGCCAAUUGGAAUUUUUUAUGAUACAUCGUUACUCUGUCGCAUAGAGGUUGUCACAAUAUUGAUCUGUCCGGAUGUAAAGCACACCUCUUUUCUUUCGUUCUUUCAUUUUUCGUUUUUGUCUUUUCGAUGUGCAUUUGUUUAGUGACUUUGUAUUGUUGCAUCUCCAUCUGGUCAAGUGAAAUGGGGAACUCGGCUUCGGUUAGUUUGUUCAUCUCCGAUAAAGUUUUUCAGGC
Molecule: messenger RNA, 2157 nt
Organism: Punica granatum (pomegranate)
Lineage: Eukaryota; Viridiplantae; Streptophyta; Magnoliopsida; Myrtales; Lythraceae
Source: RefSeq, a predicted model, not a curated record